GCUCUGCUGCACGUCCGUCACGAUCAGCUAAAAUCCCAAGCAACGAGAGAGACCUUCACAAACGAAACACCAUGGGAGAGAGCCGUCUUCACAAAGCGUGCCAGAGGAGCGACCUGGCUCAGGUCCGGUUGCUCCUCCAGGCUGGAAUCGGCGUCAACGUGGAGGAUUACGCAGGCUGGACCGCGCUGCACGAGGCCUGCGCUGCCGGAGACGAGUCCGUGGUGGAGGAGCUGCUGAGGGCCGGAGCGCAUGUCAACGCCAGGAGCUGCGAUGGCGUGACGCCGCUGCAUGACGCCGUUCAUGCCGGACACCAUGAGGUCGUGAAGCUUCUCCUUAAAUAUGGAUCAAACCCCACCGAUCCGAAUGUGGGCGGACUCAGUGCAUUAGCGAUGGCCCAGGACUCCAGCAUGAGAGAGCUGCUGUUGACUUUCCACGCGUCGUCUGAACAGCAGCGGCACGGAGAACCAGAAGGAUGUGAGGGUGGCGCCGUUUCAGGUCCCGCGUCUUCAACACCUCACGGUCGAUUGCAGAGUCACAGUCACAGCUUUGCUCCCACGACAGACUUUAAUCCAGGAGGAUCGGCUCAGCUGAGACAGGACGGCGUCACAAACGAUUCUCUUGCAGCUCAGAGUUGCUCUGUGGCCGUCUCGGCGGUUCUGGAGGCUGUUGGGAGGAAACAAGCAGAAAUUUCAGCCUGGCCCCUCACAGAUCUCCAGGAUGUAGGGAGAUACAAAGCAGCUGUUCUGCAGACCCAAAACCUGCUGACUGACGCGCUCGCCCAGCAGCGUUUAGAGACGAACCGUCUUACCCAGAAAUUCAGCGUUGUGUCCGACAACCUUCGCCAACGAGUUCUGAAAAGUCAGCUCCUCUCCUUGGCUUCAAGUCAGAGACGUUUGGUGAAACUCCUCCAGAGCCAAACGGAGUUGGAAGGCGUUUACGUCACGGCGAAGGCUAACAUUUCAUCUCAUCGGGGGAGCAUUGCCGCGCCGUUUAACCUAAAGGAAUCCAUCGUUACGAGCCGCUGCUCUGCUGAGGCCCAGCCUGCAGGAACACCCGGCUGUCACCAAGACGCUGUCCGGGGCCAACGCCGCAGACCGGCUCCACGGAUCAGUCGGCUACAGCCAAAGGAGAAGAGCGGCAGGGCCCAAAAGGCUCCACAACCCAGAGCAGCUUCCCAGCUUUGCUCCAAGAAGAAAGGAAAGAAGGCGGUGAAACAGAGCCAGGCUAAAGAUGGCAGCACAGGCCUCCGUCAGCUCGUCCAGAGGGGAGUGUUGCCCCAGGGCAGCGCUCUGCAUCUGACGCUAAAGGGUAAGCAUCAUGAGGCUCUUGUCCGGUCAGAUGGCUUCGUAAUAAGCAACGGAAAGUCCUAUCGGGCCCCAGAAGGCUGGCUGCAGUCGAUCUUUGGCAACAAUAUUCCUGUCAGCUCUACUUAUGCACGGGAUAAGGUGACUUUCAGGGACAAGCCUUUGUCCUACUACUUCCUAAACUUAGAGGCCAAACCAAAUCCCUCUGAGAUCGACUUUCGGGACGACGUCGGACACGAGAAGGAUGGCUCUACUCAACGGGAGCCGAGUCCAGACGCACAGAGCCCAUUUCAGCUGCUGCGGAAAAUCCAGACGAUCCAUCUGGUGAACCCUGAGGAGCUGCUUCCCAACGCCGUGAUGGACUACUACUGGGACGAGCUCCUGAAGCAAGACCGCCUGGACUUUAACGACUGGGACCGCGAGCUCUAGUUUGACGUUUGACUGUUUAUUUAUUUAUUUAUUUAUUUCAGUCUAAUAAAUU
This is a messenger RNA of Fundulus heteroclitus (mummichog), 1785 nucleotides long. RefSeq lists its product as uncharacterized. NCBI's taxonomy places the organism in Eukaryota, Metazoa, Chordata, Actinopteri, Cyprinodontiformes, Fundulidae. Gene Ontology annotation, molecular function: protein binding. The record is from RefSeq and is a predicted model, not a curated record. Bases 72 to 1733 code for a protein of 553 amino acids. The transcript is spliced from 11 exons.